Molecule: messenger RNA, 1433 nt
Organism: Amaranthus tricolor (Joseph's coat)
Lineage: Eukaryota; Viridiplantae; Streptophyta; Magnoliopsida; Caryophyllales; Amaranthaceae
Product: heavy metal-associated isoprenylated plant protein 7-like
Exons: 5
Coding region: 325-1359 (344 amino acids)
Molecular function (GO): metal ion binding
Source: RefSeq, a predicted model, not a curated record
AAAGUGGGGUUGGGAGAGGGAAUAAGGUGGAGCAUGUGUCAAGUGUGGGUCCCAACCUGCAGUGCACGUGCUCUCCUAUAAAAAGCCACGUCAUUGGAGGCUGAUGAUGAUGAGGAUGAGUGGCUACAGAUCUGCCUCUCUACUCUAUUCUGAUUUCUGCUUACUCACUCACUCACCCCUUCAGUCUUGAGAAGUGAGCCGCACACUGUGUCACUAAAAACUGACUCACAAAUCUCAUUAUCUCCCUUCUUUCCUAUACUCCACUCACAACAAAAUUACUACCCAUCUACCUAAAUUAGGAGAGAGAAAAAAACCCACUUAAAAAUGGGAGAGGAGAAGAAAAAACCAGAAGGUGAGAAGAAAUCUGAGGAGAAAAAAACAGAAGCUAAAAACCCAGAAACAGAGAAAGUUGAAAAACCAGCAGAAGGCGAGAAACCAAAAGUUGAGGAAAAUAAAUCAGAGGAGAAUAAGAAAGAAUCAAAAGUAGAACAGGCGCCGCCGCCUCCACCACCACCGCAGGAGAUAAUCUUGCGAGUUUUCAUGCAUUGUGAAGGAUGUGCUCGUAAAGUUAGAAGAUCUCUUAAAGGUUUUAACGGUGUGGAAGAUGUAAUGACAGAUUGCAAAACGCAUAAAGUAGUGGUGAAAGGAGAGAAAGCAGAUCCGUUGAAAGUGUUGGAUAGGCUUCAGAAAAAAACACAUCGUCAAGUUGAAUUACUCUCUCCAAUCCCUAAACCUCCGGCUGCAGAAGAAGCUGUUAAAUCGGAGGAAAAACAGCCCCCUAAACCAGAAGAGAUUAAAGAAGAGCCAAAAGUCAUUACUGUGGUGCUCAAAGUUCACAUGCAUUGUGAGGCAUGUUCUUUAGAGAUCAAAAAACGCAUCGAGAGAAUUAAAGAGGUGGAAGAAGCAAUGCCAGAUCUAAAGAACUCACAAGUGACAGUGAAGGGAACAUUUUCCCCAACAAAACUAGUAGAAUAUGUAUACAAACGCACCGGAAAACAUGCAACCAUAAUUCAACAAGAUCCCCCUGAGGAGAAAAAAGAGGAAGCAGGUAAAGAAGGAAAAGAGGAUAAGAAAGAAGAAGCAGCUGGAGAUCAAGAAGGGAAAAAGGCUGAACAAAAAGGGGAGGAAGGAAAGAGCGACAAAAAAGAGGAAGGCGGUGGUGGAGGCGGAGGGCAAGAAGGAAAACCCGCUAUUGAAAGUGGCGACGGGGCAGCAACAACGGUGGAGGAGGGACCUAAGAUAGUAGAAAUAAAGAGAAAUGAGUUUUACUAUUACCCUCCUAGGUAUGCAAUGGAAAUGUAUGCAUAUCCUCCUCAAAUCUUUAGUGAUGAGAAUCCUAAUGCUUGUUCUAUCAUGUAAAUUUUUACUUUAAAACAUUUGUGGGGACAAAAAAAUAUAUUUGGUUUAUUUUAUUAGUUGUAUAAUUGUUCUAU